Messenger RNA from Talaromyces atroroseus, 756 nucleotides. RefSeq lists its product as hypothetical. Gene Ontology annotation, molecular function: oxidoreductase activity, acting on NAD(P)H, oxygen as acceptor. Gene Ontology annotation, cellular component: intracellular anatomical structure. NCBI's taxonomy places the organism in Eukaryota, Fungi, Ascomycota, Eurotiomycetes, Eurotiales, Trichocomaceae. Bases 1 to 756 code for a protein of 251 amino acids. The record is from RefSeq and is a predicted model, not a curated record. The transcript is spliced from 3 exons.
AUGGCGGCUUUGAACGAAAACACAGAGAUUCCUCUGCCCCCUGUACCGGACGUCAAUCCCAAAAUGCCAUGGAUACAGCUGGGGGAAUUCGAGUCAGCAUCCUCCAAGACGCCGCCGCCACAAGCCUAUUCGCCGCAUAUGACCGGCGGCGCCGGAAUGCUCGCUCUGGCUUCAGCUCGCGCCUUACUGGAACAUGGCCUCUCUGGUCUUGCGCUGUUUGACCUACCCAGUGCAAUUGAAAAGGGCAAGAACAAGAUUCAAGCGCUACGGACCGAUUUCCCGUUAAGCAAAAUCAUCACUCAAGCUUGCGACGUGACCGAUGAAAAGGGCAUGAUAGCAGCAACUCAAACCGCCAAAGAGCAACUGGGUGGUGACCUUAACAUCCUUUGCUGCUUUGCCGGAAUGGUUGGCUGUGUUCCAUCAGCAGAGCAAUCCGUGGACCAUUGGAGAAAAAUAAUUGACGUUAAUACAACGGGAUGUUGGAUUGCAGCCCAGGCAGUUGGACGUCUGGCAGCCGAGUGGACGCGCUACGGGAUCUAUGUAAACACAAUAUCGCCAGGGUAUAUGGAUACCGUGCUUAAUCAUGGCGAUGACUUGGCUUCAUGGAGGCGAAUAUGGGCGGAGCGCAACCCAAUGCGUCGUAUGGGUUCGCCGGAAGAGCUGACAGGGCCCGUUGUCCUACUGUGCAGCGACAUUGGCGGGAGUUAUGUGAAUGGAGCCGAUAUUGUGGUUGAUGGCGGCGGUCUGGUUUUCUAG